Messenger RNA from Brugia pahangi, 1113 nucleotides. NCBI's taxonomy places the organism in Eukaryota, Metazoa, Nematoda, Chromadorea, Rhabditida, Onchocercidae. The record is from the annotation of a GenBank genome assembly.
AUGAAUUUUUCGGUGGAAAAUGAAAUUGAUGGUAACGCGAAUGGUAGCGCAGAAGAUUUUUACUCCUUCUUAUCCACUUAUCCAUUGCUCGAUUUCUACAUUGGUCUCAGCUUGGCCAUUUCGUCAUCCUUAUUUAUUGGUAGUUCAUUUAUUAUCAAGAAAAAAGCACUGAUCAAACUUGCGCAAGUUGAUUGUACCCAUCGUGCUUCCGAAGGCGGUUUCGGUUAUUUACGUGAAUGGUUAUGGUGGUUCGGCGUAUUGACUAUGGGUACUGGUGAGGCGUGCAAUUUUGCAGCAUACGCUUUUGCACCAGCAAGUCUAGUAACGCCACUUGGCGCAUUGAGUGUCAUCGUGACAGCAGUGUUGUCGUCAAAAUUGCUCAAAGAACGUUUAAAUUUACUCGGUAAAAUUGGUUGUGCGGUGUGUCUUCUUGGUUCAACAGUAAUCGUCUUACAUUCACCGAAGGAAGAAGAGGUUUCAAAUAUGGCUGAUUUGGCUCUCAAAAUGAGAAAUGCUGGUUUCAUUUUCUAUGUGGUAGCAGUAAUUUUGGUAUCAUUGGUAAUGAUUAUUUAUGUGGCACCACGUUUGGGUCGCUCUAAUAUUUUGGUAUAUAUAUUUAUUUGCUCUAUCAUCGGUUCACUUUCAGUAUUAUCUGUUAAAGGACUUGGUUUAGCCAUUAAAGAAACAAUUGGUGGGAAACAACAACUUACAAAUUUUCUUACAUGGUUUUGGCUUGUUGCUGUAAUUCUUUGCGUUUCGAUACAGCUGAUAUAUUUGAAUAAAUCUCUGGAUAUGUACAACACAUCAAUGGUGACGCCUAUAUAUUAUGUAUUCUUCACAACAUUCGUAAUAUUGGCUUCAUCGAUUUUAUACAAGGAAUGGUCUCGCUUGGGUGCAAGUGAUGUUUUAGGGAAUGUUGUGGGCUUCCUUAUAACAAUCAUUGGUAUUUUUCAGAUGCAGUUAUUCCGUGAUGUGAAUAUAACGCUGCGACAUUUACGAAUGCUUAUCCAUAAGCCUUCGACAGACGCAACUUUCGAAACAGCGAAUAGUGCCACAUCAUUGGUUGAUGACUUGCCUAGCGAUGCUGCAAAUCCUCAACAAAUUUACACUUAG